CAGGCAUUCCAAAUGCACUCAUGAAUUUGAUGAAAUUAUCUUCCUUGAAAAUCCAGCAAAAUCCAAUCUCAUACUUUGACGAAAAAGUCAUAAAUUCCCUUGCGAGUUCAUUGUAUACCUUUCAUUUCGGUUCUGAAGCAGUGACCAUUUGGCCAAAGACAGUACAGCUUCUAAAUUUGUUUGAGUUGGGUAUUUUCAACUUAACUUUAGAGGAAUUGCCAGAAACAGCGUUUGCAAAUCUAUCGCUAAGUUGGUUAUCCCUUAACUCUAUGAAGUUGCUAAGACUUCCGUCCAGUUUCAAAGGACUCGAGAAUCUAUUUACGCUAUCCUUGAACACUGACGAAGAUCUAACAUUGGACGGAAUUCCGAGCACUCUCUUUGAACGUUUCAAAGGACUUAAUUGGCUACAGAUUAUUAACGUUAAGCUCACAGCUCUUCCGGACAUAUUCCACUACGUAACAGGAUUGUUUCAGCUCGAAAUAAACUCUGUACCCGUAUCUGAUUUUCCGGGUAACAUGAUGCCAGAGGAUUCCAAUAUCACUAUAGCUAACUUUAACGGCACAUUGUUCAACGAGGUUCCGACUGCUUUCUCCAAAAUGAAGAAGUUAUCUGUAUUGAGUUUGAACUAUAACAAUAUAACAACACUUCGAUCCGCCGACCUUUCUGGACUUUCCGAAUUAGAAUACAUAUCGAUCUCAAACGCCCCACUUGAGAGCGUGUCUCUGGAUGCGUUCAGGACACUGACAUCCCUGUCUUAUAUAGCACUAGAUAACACGGCCUUGACAACCAUUCCACGGGCUGUGGAGGGAGUCAAGUUUGAUUACUUGAGCCUGCUCGGAAACAAGCUGAUCUGUACUUGCCAGUCAAUGGGUUGGAUGAAGAAUUGGCCCGACGCCAGCAGGGUUGGCAUCAACGGUCAGUGUAAUAAUCUCGAUAGCAUGCAGGUUGGUGUUUAUGUCAGACAGAAAGUUCCCGAAUGUCCUUGAAAAUACCUACCAGAAAAGCGCCAAUGGUCGUGCUUUUCAAACAGUUAUGUGGUUUCAAACAAAUUAAAA
This is a messenger RNA of Mizuhopecten yessoensis (Yesso scallop), 1055 nucleotides long. Its product is annotated as leucine-rich repeat-containing protein 7-like. The transcript has a single exon. NCBI's taxonomy places the organism in Eukaryota, Metazoa, Mollusca, Bivalvia, Pectinida, Pectinidae. Gene Ontology annotation, molecular function: protein binding. The record is from RefSeq and is a predicted model, not a curated record. The coding region runs from base 21 to 986 and encodes 321 amino acids.